AUCCACAAAGGAGAGAAGCCCUAUCAAUGCACAGAGUGUGGAAAGAGCUUUACGUGGAAUUCUUCUCUUACCUGCCACAAAAGAAUCCAUACAGGGGAGAAACCAUAUCAGUGCAUGGAGUGUGAAAAGACGUUUACUCGUAGCAGUCAUCUUAAUUCCCACAAGAGGAUCCACACAGGGAAGAAGCCACAUCCGUGUAUGGAGUGUGGAAAGAGCUUUAGUAAGAGUAAAAACCUUGCCUGCCACAUAAGGAUCCACCCAGGCGAAAAGCCAUAUCAGUGUAAUGAGUGUGGAAAGAGCUUUACUUGUAGCAGUCAUCUUAAUUCCCACAAGAGGAUCCACACAGGGGAGAAGCCACAUCAAUGUAUGGAGUGUGGAAAGAGCUUUAGUAAGAAUAAUGAUCUUGCCUGCCACAUAAGGAUCCACUCAGGCGACAAACCAUAUCAGUGUAAUGAGUGUGGGAAGAGCUUUUGUGAGAGCAAAAGUCUGGCUAGCCAUAAAAAGAUCCACACAAGGGAGAAACCGUAUCAGUGCAUGGAGUGUGAGAAGAUGUUUACUCGUAGCAGUAAUCUUAAUUCCCACAAGAAGAUCCACAAAGGAGAGAAGCCCUAUCAAUGCACAGAGUGUGGAAAGAGCUUUGCGUGGAAUUCUUCUCUUACCUCCCACAAAAGAAUCCAUACAGGGGAGAAACCAUAUCAGUGCAUGGAGUGUGAAAAGACGUUUACUCGUAGCAGUAAUCUUAAUUCCCACAAGAGGAUCCACACAGGGGAGAAACCAUUUCAAUGCAUGGAGUGUGGAAAGAGCUACAGUAGGAGUUAUCAUCUUGCCUCCCAUAUAAGGAGCCACAGAGGCGAAAAACCAUAUCAGCGCAGUGAAUGUGGAAAGAGCUUUAGUGAGAGUAACAGUCUGGCUGUGCAUAAAAGGAUCCACACGGGAGAACCGUAUCAAUGCAUGGAGUGUGGGAAGAGUUUUAGAUUGAGUACCGUUCUAACUAGCCACAAAAGGACCCACUCGGGUGAAAAGCCAUAUCAAUGGAAUGAGUGUGGGAAGAGUUUUAGUACAAAUAAAACUCUAACUGUCCAUAAAAGGAUCCACAUAGGCGAGAAGCCAUAUCGAUGCAAGGAGGGUGGAAAAACCUUUACGUAUAAGAGUCAACUUAAUUAUCACAAGUGGGUACACAAAGGAGAGAAGCCUUAUCCAUGCAUGGAGUGUGGAAAGAGCUUUACUCGUAAUAGUCGUCUUAAUUCCCACAAGAUGAUCCAUACAGGAGAGAAGCCGUACAAAUGUGUGGAAUGUGGAGAGAGCUUUAGGUGGAAUUCUAAUCUUGCCUCCCAUAAAAGGAUCCACGUAGGGGAGAAGCCCUAUCAAUGCAUGGAGUGUGGAAAGGGCUUUAGUCAGAAUUGGAGUCUCAUUUCUCACAAAAGGAUUCAUACAGGCGAGAAGCCAUAUCAGUGCAUGGAGUGUGGAAAGACCUUUACUUGUAGCAGUACUCUUAAUUCCCACAAGAGAAUCCACACAGGAGAGAAGCCGUAUCAAUGCAUGGAAUGUGGAAAAACCUUUCUAAGUAGCAGUAAUCUUAAUUCCCACAAGAGGUUCCACACAGGAGAGAAGCCAUAUCAAUGCAUGGAGUGUGGAAAGACCUUUCAUUGUAGCAGUAAUCUUAAUUCCCACAAGAGCAUCCACACAGGAGAGAAGCCAUAUCAAUGUGUGGAGUGUGGAAAGAGCUUUAGGAAGAAUUCUGAUCUCAUUUCCCAUAAAAGGAUCCACACGGGAGAGAAGCCAUAUCAAUGUGUGGAAUGUGGAAAGGGUUUUAGGUGGAAUUCUGAUCUCAGUUCCCAUAAAAGGAUCCACACAGGAGAGAAGCCAUAUCAAUGUGUGGAAUGUGGAAAGGGCUUUAGGUGGAAUUGUGACCUCACCUCUCAUAAAAAGACCCAUACAGGAGAGAAGCCAUAUAAAUGCAUGGAGUGUGGAAAGGCCUUUACUUGUAGCAGUAAUCUUAAUUCCCACAAGAGCAUCCACACAGGAGAGAAGCCAUAUCAAUGUGUGGAAUGCGGAAAGGGCUUUAAGAAGAAUUGUGAUCUUUCUUCCCAUAAAAGGACCCAUAUGGGGAAAAAACCGUAUGAAUGCAUGGCGUGUGGAAAGAGCUUUGCGAGAAAUUACGCUCUUACUUGCCAUAGAAAGAUCCACCUAAGAGAAAGACCAUAUAAAUGUGUAGAAUGUGGAAAGGGCUUUAGCAGGAAUAGUAACCUUACUGCCCAUAAAAAGAUCCACACAGGGGAGAAACCAUAUCAGUGCAGAGAGUGUGGCAAGAACUUCAGAAUGAGUAGCACUCUAAGUAUCCAUAAAAGGAUCCACACAGGGGAGAAGCCAUAUCAAUGCAAGGAGUGUGGAAAAAGCUUUGCUUAUAACAGUCAGUGGAAUUAUCACAAGUGGAUACACAAAGGAGAGAAGCCUUAUCAAUGCAUGGAGUGUGGAAAGAGCUUUAGGAGGAAGAAUGAUCUUGCCUCCCAUAUAAAGAUCCACACAGGAGAGAAGCCAUAUCAAUGCAUGGAGUGUGGAAAGGGUUUUAGCAAGAGAGGUAAUCUUUCGUCCCACAGAAGGGUCCAUACAGGUGAAAAGCCAUAUCAGUGUAGU
Messenger RNA from Protobothrops mucrosquamatus (brown spotted pit viper), 2634 nucleotides. RefSeq names its product zinc finger protein 594 (gene ZNF594). Gene Ontology annotation, biological process: regulation of transcription by RNA polymerase II. The record is from RefSeq and is a predicted model, not a curated record. Lineage: Eukaryota; Metazoa; Chordata; Lepidosauria; Squamata; Viperidae. Gene Ontology annotation, molecular function: DNA-binding transcription factor activity, RNA polymerase II-specific; RNA polymerase II cis-regulatory region sequence-specific DNA binding.